This is a messenger RNA of Closterium sp. NIES-65, 3825 nucleotides long. NCBI's taxonomy places the organism in Eukaryota, Viridiplantae, Streptophyta, Zygnematophyceae, Desmidiales, Closteriaceae. The record is from the annotation of a GenBank genome assembly.
AUGGUGGGAGGAAUCGGCAUAUGUGGCAUUCACUCAGUGCCGGCCAUCUAUCCCGUCAUUAAGAACACACGUCUCAUUUCCUUCUCUCUCCUCCACUCCUCCGCUUCUGCUCCCUGUCCCCCAUCCCUCCCUCCCUCCCUCCUUCCCUCUCUCCCUCCCUCCCUCUCUCCCUCUCUCCCUCCCUCCCUCCCUCCCUCUCUCUCUCCCUCCCUCCCUCCCUCCCUCCCUCCCUCCCUCCCUCCCUCCCUCCCUCCCACCCUCCCUCCCUCCCUCCCUCCCUCCCUCCCUCCCUCCCUCCCUCCCUCCCUCCCUCCCUCCCUCCCUCCCUCCCUCCCUCCCUCCCUCUCGCGCACCUUUCUCGCCCACGCACCAACGGCAGCCCCAUCGCCCUGCAACGAUGGCAUCAACCCAUGCGGCUGGGGAGACUGUGCUGCCAACACUGACGGCUCCUCCCCGCCCUAUGUGUGCUCCUGUGCGGACGGCUUUGUACCAGUCACCAACAACGACGGCACCCCCACGUGCGCUCUAGACGACGUGUGCUCGUGGUUUGAGGGCGGCAACCCCUGUGGAGUGGGCUCGUGUCUGAGCGACAGCGAGGGCGGCUACCUUUGUCUCUGCCCGCCGGGCUUCAAGCGCGGGCUUCGGGCGGGCGGCACUGAGCUCUGUCGUAAGCGUUCUCGCAUGUGUUACCUUACCUUCGUCUCUGUCCGCCCGGCUUCAAGCGAUGCCUACAUGCGGGCGGGCGGCACUGAGCUGGCCCUUGCUGCUCUGCUCCCGCUCUCUCCUCCCUGUGUCACCCCUCUCGUCCUCCCUUCCUCCCUCCCCUCGUCCAUCCCUCAAGCUCCUGACCGCCCACCCAUCAUCUCCUACCCCAUGGGCGUGCACUGCGAGCUCGUGUAUCAGAUUCCCUUACCCUCUCCCUCCCACCCCCCCCCCACUCCCACGUUCUCCUCUCCCUCCCCUUCCGCCAGCCGCCGAGCUCCCCGCCCACCCAUCGUCUCCCACUCCAUGGACGUGCACGCGCACUGCAAGCUCGUGUAUCAGGCUCACUCACGGUCUCCUCACCCAUUCCCCCCAUCUCCCCUCUCUCUCUUCCCCACACCAAGCCCAGCCGCCAAACCGCCCAACCAACAUCUCCUGUUCAAUGGACGUGCACUGCGAGCUGAUCCACUUACCCUCUCCCUCCCAACCGCCCCUCACUCCCACGUUCUCCUCUCCCUCUCCUGUUCUUCAGCCGCGGAGCGCCCCAGCAACAUCUCAUACCCCAUGGACGUGGACUGCGAGCUGGUGUAUCAGAUCUACGGGCUGGACGAGGAGCAGUUCCUCGCUCAGAACCCCGACCUGGUGAGCGCUGCUGGGCUGGACUCGGUGCUGGAGAACGGCGAGGGUUGGUGCGAAACGGUUUGGGCCAACGCAGUGUUCAACAUCACUCUCUGCCCCUCUCUGCUGCCCAUGCAUGCACUCAUCUCUCUCCUUCCCGUUGCUCUCCCUUCUCUCUCUUCCCCGCCUUUGCUCGCCAUCCAUCAAUGUGUCAUGUUCGCGUCCAUCCAUUCGCUCCCUCCCUCUCCUCCUCUCCCUACUCCCAUACUCGUCCUUUCCCCUCUCCUUGCUCUCCUGUUGUCAUCCAUUCGCCACUGCUUGCUCUCCUGUUUUCAUCCCUUCCCCUCUGCUUGCUCUGCUGUUUUCAUCCCUUCCCCUCUGCUUGCUCUACUGUUUUCAUCCCUUCCCCUCUGCUUGCUCUACUGUUUUCAUCCCUUCCCCUCUGCUUGCUCUACUGUUUUCAUCCCUUCCCCUCUGCUUGCUCUACUGUUUUCAUCCCUUCCCCUCUGCUUGCUCUACUGUUUUCAUCCCUUCCCCUCUGCUUGCUCUACUGUUUUCAUCCCUUCCCCUCUGCUUGCUCUACUGUUUUCAUCCCUUCCCCUCUGCUUGCUCUACUGUCCCCUCCCUCCCUCCCUCCCUUCUCACUCCCCCCCCAAACUUCUUCCUCUCUCUGCCAAACCCCACAACAAACGCCUCUGCCAGUCCUUUUCCCUUCUCCUUCCCCUUACCUCCCCUCCCCCCUCUCCUCCUCUCCCAUCACCCCUCCAAUCACAGAACGACACGUGUGCAGCGGUGGCAGACGGCUUCGACCUCACAGUUGCAGACCUGGAAGCUCUCAACCCGGGCGUGAACUGUACCGGGAAGAUAAAGAAGCUUCCCGCAGUGAACCAGCAGGUGAAUUGUCUCUCUGAGUGUGCGGCUGGUUGCCUAACCUCCACCUUUGUUAUCCCUCCCACCCCUCUCCAUGGGGCAACGGGGCCGACUUCCCCAUGUGCACGCAGUUCUGUCUACACAGCGCUUCCAAUGCCGUCCCCUGGUUUAACUGCUCCCGUGGGUUCCUCCCACCCCACUCCCUCACCUCACCAGGUGUGCGUGCAGGAGGGCAACGGGGCAGACUUCCCCAUGUGCACACAGUUCUACACCGUCCUCCCCAGCGACAACUGCAACACCAUCAUGAAGCGCUUCAAGCUCUCCCACCUCUCCUUCUACGCGCUCAACCCCGGCCUCAGCUGCGCAGCGCUCUUCCCCUACCUCAGCGGUCCCGACGAGGACGAGGACGAGGGCGACCAGGAUGGGGGGUCUACGCUCAGCGGCACUCAGGUGUGCAUCUCAGGCUUUACAGUCAACGCCACCGGGCCCGCUCCUGCCCGCUCCCUACGCACCCUCCACCCGCAAGGCACUCUGCAACGCACACCCAAGAAGCUUACCGGGUUCCGAAGGCUUGAGAGGCCCGAGAGGCCUGAGAAGCUCGAGAGGCUGGAGAACGCAUGGGUGGCAGGAGAAACCCGGUUGUGGGAGGGACAUCACCACCAGCAGCAGCAGUUGCAGCAGCUGCAGCUGCAGCAGCGGCAGCGGCAGCAGCAGUCGUGGCAGCAGUGGAUGCACGAGCUCUUUACUGAGAUGGCGGCGUUGGGGCCUCACAGGAGCAGGCAGAAAGGGCUGUACAAGCCUGGCUUUAAAGGGGCUUCAGUGGCACUCCAAAAGAGGCUGCUAGCAACCACUAAAGGCAGGCGCGCCCGGCCCAGAUGCCUUGCGUAUUACUCUCGCAUCUAUCUCGCUCUUUCCAUGCCCACUCUCGAUUAUCGUGAGGAGCAUGGGGCUGGCUCAAGCAUGGGGCUGGCUCUAGCAUGGGGCUGGCUCAAGCAUGGGGCUGGCACAAGCAUGGGGCUGGCUCAAGCAUGGGGCUGGCUCAAGCAUGGGGUCGACUCAAGCAUUGGGGCUGGCUCAAGCAUGGGGCUGGCUCAAGCAUCAAGCAUGGGGCUGGCUCAAGCAUGGGGCUGGCUUAAGCAUGGGGCUGGCUCAAGCAUGGGGCUGGCUCAAGCAUGGGGCUGGCUCAAGCAUGGGGCUGGCUCAAGCAUGGGGCUGGCUCAAGCAUCAAGCAUGGGGCUGGCUCAAGCAUGGGGCUGGCUCAAGCAUGGGGCUGGCUCUAGCAUGGGGCUGGCUCAAGCAUGGGGCUGGCACAAGCAUGGGGCUGGCUCAAGCAUGGGGCUGGCUCAAGCAUGGGGUCGACUCAAGCAUUGGGGCUGGCUCAAGCAUGGGGCUGGCUCAAGCAUCAAGCAUGGGGCUGGCUCAAGCAUGGGGCUGGCUCAAGCAUGGGGCUGGCUCAAGCAUGGGGCUGGCUCAAGCAUGGGGCUGGCUCAAGCAUGGGGCUGGCUCAAGCAUGGGGCUGGCUCAAGCAUGGGGCUGGCUCUAGCAUGGGGCUGGCUCAAGCAUGGGGCUGGCUCAAGCAUCAUGCAUGGGGCUGGCUCUAGCAUGGGGCUGGCUCAAGCAUGGGGCUGGCUCUAG